This is a messenger RNA of Alexandromys fortis (reed vole), 2206 nucleotides long. It is a transcript of the gene Lhpp, whose product is annotated as phospholysine phosphohistidine inorganic pyrophosphate phosphatase. The transcript has 6 exons. Gene Ontology annotation, molecular function: phosphatase activity; inorganic diphosphate phosphatase activity. Gene Ontology annotation, biological process: dephosphorylation. NCBI's taxonomy places the organism in Eukaryota, Metazoa, Chordata, Mammalia, Rodentia, Cricetidae. The record is from RefSeq and is a predicted model, not a curated record. Bases 89 to 799 code for a protein of 236 amino acids. Gene Ontology annotation, cellular component: cytosol.
UACAUUUCCCAGGCAGCACCGCGUGGAAGGCGUGGCCGCGGGGUACGGGCAACAGCGACGCCGGGUCCAGAGUGUACAGCGGGACGCGAUGGCCGCGUGGGCCGAGCGGCUGGCGGGCGUGCGGGGAGUACUGCUUGACAUCUCCGGCGUGCUGUACGACAGCGGCGCAGGCGGCGGAGCCGCCAUUGCGGGAUCUGUGGAGGCGGUGGCGAGACUGAAGCGGUCCCCGUUGAAGGUGAGAUUCUGUACCAAUGAGUCCCAGAAGUCCCGGAGAGAGCUGGUGGGGCUGCUUCAGCGACUGGGGUUCGACAUCUCAGAAGGAGAGGUGACCGCCCCUGCCCCGGCCACCUGCCAGAUCCUGAAGGAGCGAGGCCUGCGGCCACACCUGCUCGUCCAUGACGGGGUCCGCUCAGAAUUUGAUGACAUUGACAUGUCCAACCCAAAUUGUGUCGUGAUUGCGGAUGCCGGUGAAAGCUUUUCCUAUAAAAACAUGAACAGAGCCUUCCAAGUGCUAAUGGAGCUGGAAAACCCUGUGCUCAUAUCACUGGGAAAGGGACGUUACUACAAGGAGACCUCUGGCCUCAUGCUGGAUGUGGGAGGCUACAUGAAGGCACUCGAGUAUGCCUGUGGUAUCGAGGCUGAAGUGGUGGGGAAACCUUCCCCUGAGUUCUUCAAGUCUGCCCUACAAGCCAUCGGGGUGGAAGCUCACCAGAUUCCAGGAUCCACCCCUGCUUGGUGUACUGCUGGGGAAGCAGAGUGCAGGUUUCCAUAUGCACUGGACGAGUGCUCUGCUGGCUGACCCACAUGCCCAGCCCCAGAGCCUGCUGUACAAAUCCAAACGACGGAACUGCCUUAGAGGGUGACAGCGCCCGCAGCUCUCUGCAUCCCUGGGCUCUCUUGGAAUGCGGUCAUUCAGUUUUGAAUGUCUGUCUCCCCUGUAGCACAUCACCGUCACCGGCAGAAAGGAGUAAAAGCCAGGCCUGACAGGUGGAAUUUUAUUUCCCCCGACGGUGCACCUCUUGACCUCCAUCUUCUUGCCAAUGAUUUUUUAAAUCCUAAAUGAUUUGGCAAUAAUUGCUCCUCUCGGUGUGAUUAUUGCCCUUCACUGAUGGUAAAUCUGGAAAUUCCCCAGGGUUCCGAGAGCGUUUUGGUAUGCAGAGCCCACAAGCUGGCCCAGACAGGCCUCACUGCACAUCCCACUGGCUGCCUGUGUCUAGCCCCAACUCCCUGCCACCCACCUCUCCACUUCCUGGGGUUCUGCCCUGUGCUGGCAUCAUGUCGUCAUCCCAAGCAUCCAUCCCACAGACGCUCUUCCAUGUGUGAUAACACUGCCUCCGAGGGAUUAAUUUUUUUCCUGAAACCAUCUUCAUGGACCACAUCAAAAAUGGCAGCCCAAGAGGGCCCUGAGAAGGCGAUUCCCUCUGUCUGUUGUGUGUGUGCAUGCACACGUGUAAGAGUUUGUUUCGAGGCAGUAUUUCAUGUAUCCAGGCUGGCCUUGAAUUCACUGUGUAGCUGAGGAUGACCUUGAACUUCUGAUCGUUCUGCCUCUACCUCCUAAAUCCUGGGAUUACAGGCACACACCACCCCACUUAGUGUAUACAGUGCUGGAGCUCGAACCCGCAGCCUUGUGUAUACUAAUGAAGAACUCUACUGACUGAGCUAUGGCCCUAGCCCACGUGUACACACGGAAGGUGCCAAGCAUGGCAUGCAGUAGGUAGGGUGUGCAUUUCAUUUCUAGGAAGUCCAGUCCCACAAAGGUCCCAGCGCCUUUGGCAGCAGCGGAUGAACCUGAGCUGGGACCUUUGAGUUUUCAAAGGCUGAAUCAACAGUUUUGGAAUGGCUCCUUUAGAGGGAGUCAGCAAGCCACGACUGUCCAUCUGUACCCGAGGCCACUCCGAACAAGUUGUUGGAGAGUCCUGAUGCUUCGGAGUCUCGGUUCAUUGCGUCACUGUACCCCAUGCUGUCCCACUGCAGCGAAUGCUACCCACGGCUGGGUCUUCCCAGGUGGCCGGAUGGUUUCUACACUGCUGUAUGAAAGUUGGUAGAAAACAAAGCAAAAAACCUCCACUCUGGGGGCUGGAGAGAUGGCUCAGCGGUUAGGAGCAUUGCCUGCUCUUCCAAAGGUUCUGAGUUCAAUUCCCAGCAACCACAUGGUGGCUCACAACCAUGAGGUCUGGUGCCCUCUUCUGGCCUGCAGGCAUACACA